GCAGGCAAUUGGAGGAAGAGCGGAGGAAGCCGGGGGGUGAUCGAGCAGUGGGAGGGAAACAAAAAAAGGAGGAAAAAAAAAGCCGGCGCGGCGAGAGUCCCGGAAGGGCAGGCAGCUCCGCCGGUUUCUCGUCUGAGAGCUGCUCCGAGUCUCCUCUUUGCCUUGCCCGCGGACACCUUGCUGGGUUCGGCCGCUCUCCCGUUCCCCAGCCGUGAUCUCCCCCCCCCCUCUCCACCACCACACGCGCCUCCUCCCGGGCGUGCGACUAGCUGGUGGCGGGGAGGCGAGGAGAUGUACCCGCCGGACUCCACCUGGAAUAUCUCCUUCGCCGGCUGCGGAUUCCUCGGGGUCUACCACGUCGGUGUGGCCAGUUGCCUUCAAGAGCAUGCCCCCUUCUUGGUGGCGAAUGCCAAAAAGGUUUAUGGCGCUUCGGCCGGAGCCCUGACGGCUACAGCCCUUGUUUCGGGGGCCUGCCUAGGUGAUGUUGGAGCAAAUAUCAUCCAUGUCUCUAAAGAGGCCCGGAAGAGGUUUCUUGGCCCUUUACACCCAUCCUUCAACCUGGUGAAAAUCAUCCGUGCCUGCUUAUAUAAAACCUUAUCGGGCAAUGCACAUGAGGUGGCCAGCGGACGUUUGGGCAUUUCAUUAACCCGGGUUUCGGAUGGAGAAAAUGUCAUAUUAUCAGAGUUCAACUCCAAAGAAGAGCUUAUCCAGGCAUGUGUCUGCAGCACUUUCAUCCCAGUAUACUGUGGCCUGAUCCCUCCAACCCUUCAAGGAGUGAGAUACGUUGAUGGAGGGAUUUCUGACAACCUGCCUCGAUAUGAGUUGAAGAACACCAUCACUAUAUCCCCUUUCUCUGGGGAGAGUGAUAUUUGUCCACGGGAUAGUUCCACAAACAUUCAUGAACUCAGAAUCACCAAUACCAGCAUUCAGUUUAAUCUCCGCAACUUGUACCGGCUUUCAAAAGCCCUGUUUCCUCCAGAGCCCCAGGUUCUCCAAGAAAUGUGCAAGCAGGGAUACAAUGACGCUCUUCACUUUUUGAAGAAGAAUUCUCUCCUUCAAAGACCUCCUCUCCCUCUGCUGGUCAUUAGUGGUGCUGAGGAAACAGACUCUGAGAAAGAAAAGGAUGAGGACAAUCAGCUACAAGAAAGUGCUGAACUGGCAGAAGCUAAAGAACACAUCCUGGAACACUUGCCUCCAAAACUGAACCAAGCACUUUUGGAAGCCUGUACUGAGAGGAAGGGAUUAUUCACUUGCAUUGCCAAUCUUCUACCAGUACGUUUGGCCUCUACUUUGAUGCUACCAUAUACCCUUCCUCUGGAGUCUGCUCUCUCCUUUACAGUCAGGUUGCUUGAAUGGCUGCCAGAUGUUCCAGAGGACAUCAGGUGGAUGAAAGAACAGACACGGAAAGUCUGUCAUUAUUUCAUAAGAAAAGCCAAGAAAAAACUAGGAAGUCACCUUUCAGCCAGGCUAUACUAUCAUCUUGAACUCCGAAAAACACAGAGUUUACCUAUCCCUUUGGGCACUGCUUAUGGGGAAGCAUUGCCAAAAUGGCUCAGGAACAGUCUCUCGCUAACAGACGUUAUGACAAAAUGGGAAGAAUACCAGCGCCAGCUGAUGCUAGGGCUGUUCUGCAUCAAUGUGGACCUGCAGGCCUCCAUCUUCCCAUCAGAAGGGCUGCAGAUGAGACAUCCACCAGCAAGCUGCACGGAAGAGACCUUUCAGCUCUUUUAAUAUAAUUGUCCGAAUCUGGUUGGGGAAAAGAGGGUGGGCAGUGGUUGCAUUCAGCAGUUUCCUAAUGGAACUCUUUAACAAUCACAGAGGGAUUUCUCCUCCCCUCACAAUUCAGACAGGAUACUGAUAACAAAAUAGGUAAUUGUGCCAUAACUAAGCAGGUGACUGGCACAAGGUAAAUACCCACCAAAAGGUGUUGGGUGUUGCAUAUUUUCUGGGAGACAGUGGUAUAAAUAACUUGACAACUGCAACAAAAAUGGUUGAUGCUUGGGCGGAAUUGAAAAGAAUUUUAUUCAGGGCACCUCUUGAACUGUUUAUAAUAAGAAGACUGGGGACAUCAUCGGGACUCUAGCUUUUGUUUUAAUCCACUUUGCUUUAAAUCAGUAUUGCAACAUGCUUUUGUUCUUAAAGACUUGAGUCCUCUGGGAUCAUCCUUCUCUGUGUUAUGAUGCAUUAAAAGCCAGCAAGAGCUACCAAAUUAGCUCUUAAACCAAAUGCAGUCCUAAAUUUUCACUUUAAGUAGAGACUCCUUAUAAUUCCUGUACUGUUUUCUUGUAAAUUUGUCAUAUAUAAGGAAUGCAGCUAACCUUUAUACUACCUGGAUUCAUGGCCUACUGCACGGGUGUCAAACUUGUGUUGUCACGGUGUUGUCACAUGACGUAUUGGGACUUCCCCCCCUUCACUAAACCAGGUGGGGGUGGGGCCAGCAUGUGACACAUCCAGCCUGUGGGCCCUGAGUUUGAACCCCCCCCCCCAGCCUAUUGUCUUCUAGAUCCUUCUAUUCUCGAGAGAUGAGAAAAAAUUAGAAGUCUUGAAAUAUGUACUUAAGUCACAUCUCAUUUGGAUGCACUAUUAUUUCCCUGCUUCCCAGUAAUUUUAACUAGCUUAAAUCUUAACUUGUACGGUUGCAGAAGAAUGUCAAGAAGGAUAGAUGGAAGCAACAGCUAAGUCAGUGUAAUGUAUGUUUUGAAAUGGUUUGUGACUGACUGGAUCAGUUGGCUAUUUGAGAAAGAAGGAAAGGGCUUUUGAUUCCAGCUGCAAAGGAAUAUGAAGCUCUUAAAAUCCAGAAGCCAAAAUAUAUUCUGAUCUAAAUGGAUUUAAGUUGGUUUGUGGGAUCCACAUCAUUGGUGUCAGUAGUGAAUGUGGCCCCUUUGGAAUGUUGUUGAUUGCUCAGCAGAAUUGUGGAAAUUAAUUGUCUUGCACUGAGAUGGAAAUAAGCAGGGUCUGAAGUUGAAGGCCUGAAAGAAGGUAAUAGUUUUGCAGUUAUUGAAUGUUACAGUAUUGCAUAAAGAGGAGGAAUAGGGUUGGCUCGUAAGUCAGCUGAGCAAAAUUGUUCCCCCCACCCCUUCCAAGCACUUUUUCUCAGAUUAUAGAAAUUGAUUGACUGGUUUGUCACCUGAGACUAAUGUUGUGUGCUGAGAGUGACUAUUCCAAAGUCAUCCAGCUGGUUUUCAUGCCUAAAGUGGGAUUAAAAUUCACAACCCCUGGUUUCUAGGCAGGUCCCUUUUCUCACAGCCCCAUACCAACUAUCUUGGGUCUAUUGUUAAUGAUCACCAGCACCAUAUUUGACCAUGGGUCCUCAAACUUGGCAACCUUAAGACUUGUGGACAAGUUGCCAAGAUUGGAGACCUCUGCACUAGACCAAACUGGCUCUCUGCUGAACAAAAUUGAAUGUAUAUUUUAUUUCAAUCUUUUCAUGCUAAACCAGUGGAGUUAGUUCCUUCAAUUGCUGUGAAAAAAAAUGUUGGUAGGUUAAUACAGAAGUAUUUUCCCCUUCACACAUAGCACAAGCAGCAUCUCUGGUAUAUCCAUUUAUCCAUUUUUCCCCAAGCCUUCUUUACGGCAGUUACCUAUUGCCAUUAAGCACUCUGGUUAAUGCACAACCCUUUUUUUUACAGCCCCAUACCAACUAUGUUGUGUCUAUCAUUAAUGAUCACCAGCACCAUAUUUGAUCUCAUCAUUCACUGCUGUUGUCAUUUUCUUCCUACUACUGUAUGUAUAGCAUGGCAAAUAUUCUGCAUCAAUGGCAGAAAGCAGAAGCUGCACUCGUAUAGCGAUACUGGCACAUUUUUAGUCACUGUGUAUGAGGCUAUAUGCAGAGUGCUUGCUAUGAUUUUAUAUUAUAGACUGAAGUGUUUGAUGCUGCAGGAAAAAAAGUUUGGGUAUGUUUUUGGAUAAAAACGAUUGGUUUUCUUUGCACUUUAAUGACAUUUGUUUUUCUCCUAGUACAGAACUAUCUGUUAAAUUCCAAAGACAACACAAUGGAAGGAAGGAGAGGGAGACAUAAUGAUUGCUUAGAAAUAAGUUAAUAGUAAUAGAAAUUUAAAUGCUACCAGAGAACAAAAAGGAUAAACCUGAGUAGAAAUGCUUUAUUAUAUAGUGUAUUUGUUCUCUUAGUAGACUGCAACAGACUACUAACUUUAAGUAUUAUGAGCAGUAAGUGGUUCUAUAUUAGCAAAUAUUAAAAAUCAGUUGGGAAUGAAGUGAUUUUAAAAAUAGGCUCAUGGCCAGAAAAAAAAAAAUCCUUUGCUGUCUACUCAUUUGGCACAAGGGCCUGUUUUGAAUCUCUGCACCAGUAUUUCCUUUUACACAUCCCUGGGAGAAGUGGAGCUAUGAAGAAUGAAUAUUUGCAACAGGCAGGAUGGGAGUAGUCAUCAAGUUUGGCAAUGAAUAGUGGUUCUCCUAUGCGUUAAAUAAGUACUUAGGGUGGCAAGAGCACACUGUUUUAUCUGCUAAUAUUUCCUUUAAUGUAAGCAGCAGUAGCAAAUUGCAAAACAUUCAGAGCCCUUUCACAGAAUCCAUUUCCUGGUCUGGAAUUCACUAUUGAAUUUUGAUAAUUUAUUCCAUGUUACUAUGUUUGGAUAAGGAAGUACAGCAGCCAUCAACUCUUAGUGCAGAGGAAGAGAAAGGAUCCAUUUUCUUCACUAAUAUUAAAAUGAAGAGGCUGGGUCAAGGUAGACUUCUUUUUUUUUUUUGAGGAAGAAAUGCUGUUUAAAUUGCUUUGGAUUGAGCUGUCACAUACAAAGAUUCAUGCCUUCCAUAUUUAAUUACAAGUAGGAUAUAAAAUAAAUGAAGACAGGAGAUAUGCAAAAUUGAAGUGUUUCCUCUAGAAGCAAUGACUCUUAAUAUAAAAGUUCUGAGCAACCGAUCUUUUAUAAAACUCUGCUGAGGAAGGAAUCUUCCUCUUAUCUUAACCCAAAUAAGUUCCAUAGGUAUUGCAUUACCUCAGCUUUCCCACAUAAAAUACAACAGUGCCUAGAUACUUUCCCUUGUUAAGCACACACUUGUCUGCUUAUUCUGCAAAGUAGCCUCUGUUGGAGGAAAAUAUUCUUGUAUCAUGAAAUAGCUGGAAGAGUAUGAUUUUGCUUUUGAAUUCUAAUAGGCACCAAAGUUCCCCCCGCUUACAACUAUAAUGUGAAUGUCAUUUGUUGUCUUUUAGAUUAAAAUGUGCCAGUCUUUGCAUGUCUUUAACCACUAAGUUAUUCAACACUGUAUUCUAUUUUGAAAUGUAUUGCACAAUUAUAUAGUCUUUUUUUAAAAAAAAAAAAUUGUAAGCUGCUAUUGCUGCUUCAAAUGCAGCCAUUGUAAUGCUGGGAUUCUAUUUGUUGCUAGUACACUGCACUGUAAUUUAGACAGCCCUCUUUUUAACUAACUUUCCUGUGUGAAGAUAAUCAGGAUUUUAAAAAUAGUUGGUUUUAUAAAACAAAAUACAAAAUGUUUAAUUUUAUAUGUUAAUGUUAAAAGGGUAAGUUCAAAUGUUAGUGCCAAAAACUGAUAUUGCAAUAUGUACUGGAAUUUCACAACAAAAACAUACACAGACAUUUUCUUUUAAUUCUAAAACUUUAAAGUAGUGUAAGCAAUGCUCCCAACUGAUUUUAAUUCAUAAUAAAAAGAAAAUAGAAGCUAGAUCCAACAAAGUAUCCACAGGGUAAAGCCAACCAGUCCAGCUCUAAUUUCUUUAAUAAUAAUAGUAAUAGUAAUAACAACAACAAUAAUAAUGGCAUCAGAUUUGAAACUCUGGAACAAAAAUGUAACAACUUAUAUCACCUUGUUUGACUUGGCAAAUAGAAAUUUGGUCAAGUUGAAAAGCAGCAUUUGAUUACAUCAGAAGCUGAUGAAAGUUGCACAGUUUAAGAUUCCACAGUGCCUUUUUUAAAGAAAGCCAAACAAUUUAUAGCUUGCUGCUGCUAUUAUCUUUAUGGGCAUCUAUAGUAGUCCUCAACUUAUAACCACAUUUGAGAUCAGAAUUUCUAUUACUAAGCAUUGCGAUUGUUAAGUGAAUCGUGCCUAAUUUAAUGACCAUUUUGUCUUGGUUGUUAAGUGAGUCACCUUAAUCAGUAAGUGAAUCAUGCAGUCAUUAAAAAAAAUCUGGCUUCCCCCAUUGACUUUACUGGUUGGAAGCCAGUUGGGAAAGUCACAAACGAUGAUUACGUGAUCCAAGGAUGCUGCCAUUGUCAUAAGUACAUGCUGGUUGCCAAGAGGCCCUAUUUUGAUCAUGUAACCAUGGGGAUCCUGCAAUGGGUGUAAGUGCAAGCAUUAGUCAUAAGUCUCUUUUUUUCAGUGCCACAGAAAUCUCAAAAGUUCCUAAAUGAAUGAUUGUAAGUUGAGGACAAUCUGGAUUCCUCUGCUAUUCUCAUUCUGACCAGCCUUCUUGGAUUCUCUAAUAGUUUGUAAGUUGUUGACACUACUAAGGCUGAGCUAAUCAUUGUGAGAAGCAAUCGAUUUGCCUUUCCCUGAUGUUAAGCCAUAGUAAAUCCAACAUGCCAAAUAAAAAAUCUCUGCAAAAAAUGCACUCUGUAAGAAAAAAGAAAAUUCAACUUAAGAACUCAAUUGUAUUUAGGGAGUGGGAGAUGAUCAUGAUCUGAUGCUGUUGGUCAAAUUGCAAUAGCUCAUUUUUAGCACUUGGAACUAAAAUAAAGACCUGUAUUAUUUAGUAGCAUUAGGAAAGCAAUAAAUACAGUGAGGAAAACUAAUCAAGCAUUAUAAUAGUCAUUCUUGAGUUAAUUUUCUUCAUGUUUUGCAUUAUCCAUGCCCUUAGUUCCUUUCUUCUAUGUGUUUUACUGGAAAUGUGCUAUUUAUUCUUUUAAAAUGUAUCUCUAAUAAAAUACUUUCUAAACU
This is a messenger RNA of Notechis scutatus (mainland tiger snake), 6849 nucleotides long. It is a transcript of the gene PNPLA2, whose product is annotated as patatin like domain 2, triacylglycerol lipase. Gene Ontology annotation, cellular component: lipid droplet; membrane; cytoplasm. Gene Ontology annotation, biological process: positive regulation of triglyceride catabolic process; lipid homeostasis; triglyceride catabolic process. Lineage: Eukaryota; Metazoa; Chordata; Lepidosauria; Squamata; Elapidae. Gene Ontology annotation, molecular function: triacylglycerol lipase activity. The record is from RefSeq and is a predicted model, not a curated record.